Molecule: messenger RNA, 1326 nt
Organism: Drosophila hydei
Lineage: Eukaryota; Metazoa; Arthropoda; Insecta; Diptera; Drosophilidae
Product: metaxin-2
Exons: 1
Coding region: 191-1054 (287 amino acids)
Biological process (GO): mitochondrion organization
Cellular component (GO): SAM complex
Source: RefSeq, a predicted model, not a curated record
UUGAGGCGCUGCCAACUCGUCACUCAGUCAUUUUUUUUUUUUAGAGCUUCCCGGCACUGAGACUAGUUUCAGCAGCCAACUCCUUUUACUUAAAUUUCCAAGCACAUUUCACACACAUCCAAGUACAGCAGACUUUUUUAAGUAGAGCCAAAUUUUGUUCGACAGCUAGAAACAGCAAGCGGAGAGACAAAUGGAUACCGAAGUGGAACUGACCAGCGCAUUGCUGCAGGCAACCGAUACGCAGCCGGCGGUCCAGCCAGGCGAAAGUCUGCCCUGGCCACAAGUUGUGUACCUUUACCAGCCGCUGGAGGAUUCGCAGCUGCUGCUGCCGGAGCACGCCAGCUGCCUGGCCGUGAAGACCUAUUUGCGCAUGUGCCGCCUGCCCUAUAUGGAGCGCCAGUGCGACAAUGCGGAGUUCAUGUCGCCGGGCGGGCGGCUGACCAAGCUGCCGUUGCUACGCCUUGAUCACCGCCUCUUCACCGAGUUCGAGCCGAUUGUGGGCUAUGUGGAGAGCACGCAGCUGGACCAUGCGCUCAGCUCCUGGCUGGACGCCGAGGAGCGCGAGGAUAUGCGCAGCGAGGUGACGUACGUGGAGAACACCUUCACCCUGGCCGAGAUGCAUCAGUGCUACAGGGAGACGCCGAUAUUCGCGAAUUACACACAGCCGCGCAUCGGCGCCGCCCAUCCGUGGCCCUUGAGCAGCAUUCGACGACACGAGAAGUCCGAGGAGGCGCUGCGCCUGCUGCGCGUCUAUCAAUGGCACGAUCUGGACGCACCCGGGGUCCAGAUGCAGUUGCAACAAUGCUGCAAGCUGCUCAGCGACAAGCUGGAGGCGAACGAGGAGAACGCCGAGCUCAUCGCGGGCUACCUGUGGGGCCAGCAGCUGUGCGAGCUGGAUGCCCUCGUCUUCGGUCAUGUGACGGCCAUUCUGGCCAGCCAGCUGGUCAGCCCCAUGCUGGCCGACACAGUGCGCGCCUACCCGCGCCUCGUCGCCCACAGUCGUGGCAUCGAUCAGGCCUACCACCAGGGCAAGCAGCUAGCGAACGAGGACUAGCAGCGAGCAGCAGCUCUUAAAGCGUAUUAAAGUCAGAGCCGAAAAAAAGAACCACAAAUUUAGCUGAAGUGAACGACUACGGAAUACCCUUUUAAAUGCAACUGAUACUCUGGACGGUGCAAGCUCCUCGACUGUCAAGGCCCGUAAGAUAAUGUGUAGAGUGUUAGCUAUGUCGGCUAGGUGCAACCUUUUCACUUAUUAUUGUUACUUUUACUUUUUAUGGAGCUGGGGUACUUGGAGCACAAUCAAAAAUAUGCAAAACAUUUACAAUA